CAGCUCAGCCAGGCAGGCCUGGGAGGGAGUGGGACAGAUUCUGGGAGUGCAGCGGGGAGGAGUCCUGGCUGGGCUGAGCUGGGGAGCUGCUUGGCAGUGCCAGAGCCCAGGCCCCAGAGCCCUGCUGGAGAGGAGGUGGACCGAGGAGGCAGGCCCCGGGAGGAGUGAGGCAGUGAGAUGGCGGACAGCUACACAGAGCUGGAGAAGGCGGUCGUGGUCUUGGUGGAAAACUUCUACAAAUACGUGUCUAAGCACAGCCUGGUCAAGAACAAGAUCAGCAAGAGCAGCUUCCGGAAGAUGCUUCAGAAAGAACUCAAUCAUAUGCUGACGGACACCGGGAACAGAAAUGCUGCUGACAAGCUCAUCCAGAAACUGGAUGCCAACCACGAUGGGCGCAUCAGCUUCGAUGAGUACUGGACCUUGAUAGGCGGCAUCACGAGCCCCAUUGCCAACCUCAUCCGCCAGCAGGAGCAGCAGAACAGCAGCUAGAGGACCCUUCCCACCAUCCCUGCAGGCACUGCCCCAAGUCUGCCCCAGAUGUCCUUCCCGGCCUUCCUCCUCAGCCUCUUCGGCCACCCAGCCCUCUGCACUGGCUUCCCCCUCCAGAGCUUCUGACCCCUGUUGAGCUGGAGGCAGGGGGAUCUUAGAGCUCCUUUUAGAGUGUCUCAGUCUGGGGGUCCCUCCCCAAGGGUCUCAGUCCCUGGAGCCAGCAGACCCUAGGGGUCCUGUGAGAUUUCCAUGCUGUUUGGGGUCCCCAAGAGUUCCCUCACCUGUUCAGUCAAUGCAUCCGAUGCUCCUGCCUGCUGUUGCCCGAUGCUGGAGGUCAGUUUGCUGCUUCAGGUCUUUCUGCCCCUGGCAGCAGCAGCGACCGCUCUUCUCUCCCUCAGCCCCUCCGCUGGGUGGAGAAGACUUCCAGGGACUCCCUACCAACUGCCUCUGGGUCUGGGAAUGAGCUAAGGGGGGUUGAGCCCCUCCCUCCUGCUCAAUCAAAGGAUGGCAAUAAAGGUUGGAUUUAGAGUUUGCAUUCUCCUUACCCAGUCCCUUUGUGAUAUUCAUUAAAACCUUUCCAUCCCUUGGAACCUCCUCAUGCCUUGGUAGUCUCUGCUCUGGGCCCCUAGAGAAAUCCUCCAGAGAAAUCCCAGGGGCAGAGCAAGAAAGCAGCCAGAACUGUGGGUCCCAGCAGGUGCUGUCAGCCCUGGGUUAGCAGCCUUCCUUCCUGUGCCACCUGUCACUGUCUCUGGGCCUCUUAGCCCAGACUUUGGUUCAUUUUCAUCUUCAGGCACACAGGGUAUCCAGUAAGUUCUCCUGUUAUAGUGCAGGGGAGCGGCACCCCAGAGCCUCCAAACCUGCCUGCUCUAAAUAGGUUCUGCUAUCCGCCACAUCAACACAAAACAUGUAAGACUUUAAUGGGAAGGAACUUUAAUACAAUGAGUAAACAAUACAGAAAAGACAAAGAAUAUAGUUUCAAAUCAAACACCGAAAGUUACCCGUCCCCUCGUGGGUAAAAGUCCAUCCAAACGGGAUUGGCUCAGAGCAAGGCCCGAAAGCCUGCCACAAGUCUAAAGCAAUUUCCAGUGGGGACCCACAGAAAAGGAUCAGAAACAACCAGGCAAGUUUAGGAGAAAAAAAGAGCAACAUCAAAUUCAAGAUAAAAGCUGCCAUUGUUGGGCCUCCCCAGUGGCACAGCAGUUGAGCGCUGGGUUGUGAAGCUGCCCACUGCCGCGGCUGGUUCGAUCCCCGGCCAACGGGCGAGGGUCCCACAUGGCGCCAGACCUCUCCUGCCGCCCGCUGCUCCCCUCAGCAGUGUACUUCUUCAGUCUGCUUGUUCUGCUCCCCACUCUGGCUCUGGUGAAUUCUCUCACCCUCCUGCGCUUCUGACUGUACCCAGUGCUUGU
Molecule: messenger RNA, 1895 nt
Organism: Talpa occidentalis (Iberian mole)
Lineage: Eukaryota; Metazoa; Chordata; Mammalia; Eulipotyphla; Talpidae
Gene: S100A16
Product: S100 calcium binding protein A16
Exons: 3
Coding region: 178-489 (103 amino acids)
Cellular component (GO): nucleus; perinuclear region of cytoplasm
Molecular function (GO): calcium ion binding
Source: RefSeq, a predicted model, not a curated record